CAAAUCGUCCUACCUGAACAGUACGUUCAUCGAAUUUACAGCUUUUAUUUUAGACUCAUAUUUUUCUCAUGUUGAGUAACGGCUAUGCGACAUACGUGAUGAAUGCUUAAAUGUAAUCUAAUUGAACAAAGUGGUAAGAAUCAUUUUUACUUCGUUUGGAUAAUAGUUGAAACUAUAUAGAUUAGACAUAUGCAGCGAAAGAUUUUGAUUGAAAAAUGUUUUCCAUAUUCGAAUACCGCGCUAAAAGUUGUGAUUUAAAAUCUUUUGAUAGAAACCAAUCAGAUUCGCUGUGCGUACGAGUAACGUAUUAAUAUUACGGAUGGUAGAACGUGGUAGAACUUUUCCUCGGGAAAUUGGAUCAUUUUAAAUUGGAUUGUCAUAAUCGUUCAGUGAUAUAAAGCGGGUUCCAUAUUUUUAUUAAAGGGAAAAAUGAAGUAACAGGUAAAAUACAUCUUCUUUGUAACGUAUUUAUUGUAACAUUCAAUAAUACGUCGUAAAUUUGUGUUUCAUUCAUAAACAAUAUUAAUUAUAAUAUAUGAAAUAUUGAGGCAAACAUUAUUUUUAAAUAGAACGAUAGCAAUAAUAUUGCGAUAUUUUGCAAUUAUUAUAGGAUUAUCUUGGAAAGAUUCGCAAGUAUCUUAUUCGCGGCACCGUAAGUAAGCGAUCGGUCCUUGGUCGGUAAAGAUUUAGUAGCACCAUCUAUACGUAAUAAUACUGUAACGCUCUCUGUAUCUUCCAUUCGUGUAGGUUUAUAAAUAUAUACUUGAAAAAUAAUAUUCUUCUAAUAACGAUAAUUUCGGAUAAUUUCUAUAUGGUAUUAAACGAACGUAAUAGAUUGAUCGAUAAUAAAAUACGUACGUAGUACAUAUGUAAGUGGAUUAAAUUAAUAACGCGUAUAUGUAAUGUGACAGCGCACGGAUCUGAAAUGGAGGAAUUAUUUCAAUUGAAGACAGAAAAUCUGGAUCACUUGUUGCCACGAAUAAAAGGUAACUUGAUGUCGCCGAAGGAAAAAUCGCAAAUGUCUGCGCUCGAACAACUGACGAUCCUUUUAAAAUCUCAAGUCCACGGCGUUCGAAGUAGCGUUUUUACGAAGCUCAUCAAAUUCGACAUAAUUUCGAGUCUGUGUGACGUUUUAAAGACUUUUCGGGAACCGCUUAUAACUUCCGCUCUCGAGUGUUUGGCUUUAGCGAGCGAACAUCGAAAGUUUUACGAAAGUCAGGUCGCCGCGGAGGCUGUGAGCUCUUUGCUUCUGUCCUUCUUUGGAAAGGCUCCUUCUUGCUAUUCGCAAUAUAUUAUUCAAGUAAUAAUAUGGAUAUAUUAUCAACAUAUGUCUUUAUUGAUAAUAGAAUUUAAAAAUGUCGAAAAUAUUUUCUAUAUUUUCAGCGGCAAAAAAUUAGGUAUCGAAGUCGAUAGCGUAUGCGCCAUCAAUCAAAUCUUUUCAUUUAUCAAGGACUUGAGCCAAAAAUGCUUAUCUUAUGUAUUAAGGUUCACGAUUGUCGACAUUUUAAAUGUCCUACUUGAAUACGUAACGUUGGACGGGUGCGAAAACGAAGAUGAGAGAUUGAUUCUCGAUGUUUGCAACGAGUCGAUAAAAUCUAUGAAAGAUAUCCUGGAACACGAUUACGAAGAGGAGUACGCAUCGACAAAUGCCAUUGUCGGCUUAUGCUGCCUUUGCGCUUCCAGCGUGCGAUUUUGCGACAAGGAUUAUCUGACGGACGUUGACGAGGUUGGCAAUAUGACUCCGACGCGGGACAAAAUAUCUCUCGGAAAGACUAUUUAUGCGAUCGUUAUGUAUACCAUCGUACCGCGUCUUAAAAACGUACGCAUGGAUCAAGAGAAUACCAUCAAGUGUUACGACAGUUUUGUUUCUUGUCUCAAUAACAUGUACAAUAUGAGAGAUUUUAAACAAGAGGACAUAGCUAAUCAUUUAGCAGGGAACGGUUAUUUUAAAUAUUUCUUACGUCUUAGCGCUCAACUUUCAUUACACCAACGACGAAGUAUUUGUAUCUUACUGACGCGGACAUUGAUCACUUUGGCGAAAUACUCUUUAUCGAUCGACAAGUUGCCCGAAGGCGUUAAUGUAUUUUCAAGUAGGAUGUUUGAUGGAUUUCUCUCUCUACCGAAUGAUCUCGAACAGUGGACCGACAUAAUAGCGAUUUCCGAUGAUCGUAAUACGGCUUUAAUGAUUUCCCUUUACUAUCAUUAUCAUGCGACCAGGGAACUCGACAUGAUUUCGUUCGAAUCUCUGAUAAAAAGAUUGUUAAAAUUAGAAGACGUUCGAUCGAUAAUCGUACCAAUUCUAAAGCCAUUAUGGUUUUUAUUCGCUGUGUCAUUUUUGUCUCAUCCAUCACCGGACAAAAACUGCGAGUACGGAAAAGCGGUGAAAAAAUUAACAAUGGCAUUACAAUACUCGGAAUUAAGUCAGUGUUACACUCAUCACAUCGAGCUCUUACAUUUUUCUCUCAAAUGUCCCGAGAUAACGAACGACUUACGAUACAGAGUAAUGGAUAUGUGGCUGAUAGAAUCCGAUGGUGACAUCGCACCUCUCUUGAAGCUCGAUUGUCACAGCGUCGUUAGACAUUGUUUACUGAUUAUAGUACAAAAUGGAAGCCUCGACGGAAGCGUGGUUCGUUUAGCUGUAAAAGGAAUACGUCAAUCGAUGCUGAUUGGUAAUUGCGACGAGAUUGCCGACAUAGUUUGGAACAUGCUCCCAAAUGUUCUCCUAUCCGGCAGUCCAAAUCGAAUUGAACAUAUUAAAGCGGUGCUUGAAUUAUCCAGUAUGUCGGAGCCUACUUAUUUAUCAACGCAUACAAUGAAGGUGUGCGCAGACGCUCUCAUAAAAAUGAUUUUAACCGAAGACGUAGAUGUUAAUUUUCAGAAAUUACUUAUAAAGCAGGCGUACAUCGUACUUGUCGCUUCAACGGCACGCAAUUACUUAAAAAUUCUUUCUAAGUACAUAAAUGAAACGAAAUUAUUGGAGAAAUUACGCGAUUAUGCAUUUUCCGAAGACGAAUCGACAUUAUCUGCAAUAUCAUUGAAAUUUCUCGCUUUUAUUAUUCAUUUUCAAUCACGAUCUUCGAUCGAGUGCGUCAAAUCCGUAACGAUUGAAAUACGUGAUUUAUAUGCCCUUUUGUGGAUUAUGGAAAAGUCACGAUUGGUUUGUCCGAAUGGCUUGGAAUUUUUACACGAGCUGUUGAGUCAAAACAAUGCAGGAAUGGCUGUAACAUUGAAAAGCGUUCCCUUCAACGCACCGGAUAAAGAUGAAAUCACAACGAUUCUAGAUAUUUACGAGAUGCUUCAUGUUAUUCACUCGAAGAGUAUUCCAGCGGAAAGAGAAAUUGUUUAUCAAUGCCUAACCGACGUUCUCAAGUUUUGUCACGUCAAAGUAGAGAAACUGAUGUAUCAUCUAUGCACUGCCAUUAGUAACUACGACCUCGUCAUCGGUAUAGCAAAAACACGUUACUUGUCUUCUCAUUUUCUUCAUUUUGUUACCACGUGGCUUCGCUAUCGAAAGAUAUACAGCGACGAAGAAGUACCGUCUAACUCAAGAUCUUUGUUCAAAUCACCUUUUGACGAAACUAUGGAACAAUUAUCGGAAUAUAUGAAUUUUCUCAAAUCCAAGGACGAAGACGAGGCGUGUACACGAUUGUAUCAUGCGUUAUCAUUCUUCAAAGGUUACAAGAUGACGAACGUUCGUAUCUUUGGAAACGAGGAAGCUAGUUCUUCUUUUUCAAAAUCCGCUUGUUCGUCGUCGACGUAAGCAGAAAGAACGUUGACUUUCCCAGGAUAGCGGUUAGCAAUAGAUAAUACAUCGACCUUUUGACGGAUCGAAAGGCAUGUCUUAUUUAUUUGCGCGGACGACCGUUACGUUGCAUAAAACAUCCCUUAAAAGAAUUUAACCUGACGUCGAUCUCUCCUUCCUCCAGCUAAAACGACAAGAAGGAGAAACGCACUCCCGGAUGCAUCGUGUUUUGGCGACGCUGCUCGCCUGUUGCGAUAACAUUUUGCAAGCACCGCUCUCUUCGCAAGCUUGCUCGAAUUGUCGGAAGAGGAAUUCCUACGAAAGAAAGCGAUCAUAUCUUUUCUAUGUCGAAAAUAAUCACCGGAUACGCGAAUAAAAUACACUAACGCUGGACUUUUUUAACGAUCAAGCUAGAAGAAUUUGGAUAUAUCUAAUAGGAGGAGCUACAAGCUGCGGAUUAGCGUAAACCCUCUUCUUCCCUCUCUCUCUACAUAUAUAUAUAUAUAUAUAUAUAUAUAUAUAUAUAUGUAUAUGUAUAUGUAUACACAUAUAUAUAGACACACACAUAUAUAUGUAUAUAUAUCCAUCCGCACCCUCACUGGCCAUGCAGCGUCGUAAAAGCGUCACCCUUUAAGUGAUAGUUGCCGCUAUAACCUGUAUCAGCAUUCUGCAGGAUAUCCAAGAGGCGGAAACAGAUGUACGAUAAGGAGGACUUACGUUCUUGGUAGUUUCCUUGUAGGGGUACUCUGGAAACGUGAAAGUCUUGGCUAGGGAAGCCGGUCCUUCCUCAAAGUGUCCGAUGACGAGGAUCAGACUGAGCGCGAACGCCACCCUCGGCGCCAUCUUGGAUGGCCACCGACGAUCAAUAGACGAGGAUGGCGCUUCGUUCCCCCCUCUCACUCUCUCUCUCUCUCUCUCUCUCUCUCUCUCUCUCUCUCUCUCUCUUCGCGCGCGCUCGCGCUUUCCUUAAGUUUUAAGAAAAAUGCCAAACAUCGAGAGGCAGAUAUGAGCGAAGAACGAAGGGCGCGACUUUUCAGCGAUCGAUCGAAGCAUUUUUUCCUCGUAAUCACGAACAAGACGAUCGACAUUGUAUUUAGAUCUUUCUUAGAUCUACGAUAAAAUUAAUCAAUCGUUCAUAAAAAUGUGAGGUAGAACAUGAAAGCAUGAAAAACAUGCGGAUAAUUAGGUAGACAGAAUUUAUCGAUAUCUUUGCGUAUAACGCGAUAUUUGCAUAAAAUGCAUCGACGCUCACGAACCAAAGAGCGACAGAAUUUAUUGCUUUUGACUCAAUCGCCCGAACGAGACACGAUCCGUAUUGUUUUUGUUAGUUUAAGCGUAGUGCGUUUCACUCGAUCUCGACAUUUUGCAUGCACAAUAUCGUAUCAUUAAUUCGAGUUUAUUUGGCGUUGAUUGCCAACAGUUUGUUUUUAUAUGGGAGUUCACUUAUUUCCUAUAAGAAGAGAAACGUGAAAUCGAACGAAUCCUCUUUUUAGACAAUAUUCGGUAGCUGUCCUACGUUGUUUCGAGAUAUCGUAUUGCUAUCCCAAAGAUUACCUUGCGCUUCAUCGUGCUUCCUCACAUCGAUUACAUCGUGCUUCUUCAUAGUCCUUGGUACGUUGUUUCACGUUAUAAAUAUAAAAUAACGAUAGAAGAUUUGAUCGGAACAAAAAGUUUUUUAGAAGUAAAAACGAAGAACGAAGGCGUUUGUCAAUGGUUUGGCAAGGGUCCAAAUUCAGGGCCGGUACGAACCUGACCCCGAAAGCAACAAGUACAAUUAAGGGAAGCUAUCCUAACGUAAAUUAAUUCACGUAGGAGUUUCUCAGGUUCACAAGUUGACAAUAAUAUUUUUGUAAAUGCAUCGAUGCUAAUUGUUAGAGAUUAGGGCAUGAUCGAACAUAGCAGAAAUUUAAUCUUAGAUCGAGCGUCUGCUGCAUAUUUAAUGUUUAAUCUCUUUCCCGAAACUUUUCUAGGAGCAUGAAACGGCACGAAAGAAAUUUUACGAUCGAUUAGAUAGAAUUUUAUUCCGUUGAAAAACUCUCGCGGGCUCAAGCUUGUUUCUUGAUACGUUCCAUGAAUACUUAAUAAGGCGAGAAGGAUGUAGAAAAACAAAUUGGCGCGUACAUUUCACGUGUUUUCGUUCGAAAUUUGUCGCGAGCAGGGAAACUUAUGUUUCGUUGAAAGAAAUAUUACAUUGGCGUAUACUAUUGCAGAGCUAUGGUAAACGCGCGUAUAGAUUUUUUAUUUUCUCUCCGAUAAUCCUUUCUUUUCUAAAAAUCUACGAAAUUUCAUCUUCGACGCAUAAUCCUCCGAUUAUGCGAAUUUAUUCAAUUAGGAAAUCUCGUUGCGCGGAGUGCAUUAGUUCCUUUCGUUGGAACGUUAGAUAAAUUUGUAACACAAUGUCACUUAAUCAUUCGUCGACGUUCGCGAUGUGAAUUAUGGAUAGUUUCGGACUCGCUGCUACCUUGGCGCAUGCAGCAUUACAACGCUGAGGGAGAGAGAGAGAGAGAGAGAGAGAGAGAGAGAGAGAGAGAGAGAAGCGACGUAAACGAAAAUGUUUGUCGCACAGGUACUACGUGCAAGGAAUUAUAAUGUGUCAAUGGGAAAGGCUUUUUUAAAUUCCAAACCUACAUUUUCACGAUUGACUUUUGAACCAUUUCUUUUGUUUCCAUAUAUAUAUGUAUAUACAUACAUACAUACAUACAUACAUACAUACAUACAUACAUGUAUAUAUUUUAUUGUAACAAGAAUCAAAGAAAAUUCUGACAAGAAUAUCACAGCUGUUACUCUUAGAUCGGAAUUGAAGAAAUCGGUCCAGUAUGUAUCCGCGCAUAACUGAACGAACUCAAUGAUUGGUCGAGGGCGCAUCGUGGGUUUAACUGCGCGCGCAGAGUCGGCGCGCUUACACAUUAGGAGACGAAGCGCGUCCUCAGAAUCGUGCGAGACUUCGUGCCGGUCAGGUGUGUGUGCGUUUCUUUCUUAUAUAUGUUUAUACGUAUAUCAAAAUCUAUUCGUACAUUACGCACACCCGCAAAUACACAGACUGUGUCAUAUCGUUCCUUUAUCGCAAACGAUUUCUUUCGUUGACCCAACAGAGUGCAAUACGCAGGAGCUUUUCUUUUCUUUGUGUAUAUGUGUAUAUGUCUCUUAUAACGUUGUGCACGCACUAUCAUAUAGCUUGAUAUCUUGUGCCUUGGCUUUUACAACGAACGCGCGUCAAGUCUCUCUCUCUCUAGAGAUAGAUAGAUAGAUAGAUAAAUAGAUAGAUAGAUAGAGAGAUAGAGAGAUAGAGAGAGAGAGAGAGAGAGAGAGAGAGAGAGAGAGAGAGAAACAAAGAGAGUGUAAUCGUUUAGGACGGAGAAGAAAAAAAAAGAAAGAGGAGGAAGCAGAAUCGCAACUCGUCAAAGAUCGCCUUGCGAUCUGCGACGAGCGCGAAACUCGACGAACUCUGGAGCUCGGAAAUAAUCUCAGGAAAAGUGGUGAAGAA
Vespa velutina is the source of this 7226-nucleotide messenger RNA. RefSeq lists its product as uncharacterized. The transcript is spliced from 16 exons. The record is from RefSeq and is a predicted model, not a curated record. Bases 926 to 3760 code for a protein of 944 amino acids. Lineage: Eukaryota; Metazoa; Arthropoda; Insecta; Hymenoptera; Vespidae.